Molecule: messenger RNA, 2831 nt
Organism: Syngnathoides biaculeatus (alligator pipefish)
Lineage: Eukaryota; Metazoa; Chordata; Actinopteri; Syngnathiformes; Syngnathidae
Product: carcinoembryonic antigen-related cell adhesion molecule 5-like
Exons: 14
Coding region: 1-2775 (924 amino acids)
Source: RefSeq, a predicted model, not a curated record
AUGACAACAUCUGUGGUGCUGCUGAUUUUCCUGGGAGCCCUCACAGGCUUAAGCCGCGGAGUUGGUGUGCUACCCGACACCCUGGUAGCAAUUUCUGGAGAAACUGUGACGUUUGCCACAACGGUAACUCCACCAGCGACGCCGUUCCUGGUUAUCACCUGGAGUGUUACAGAUAUUCACGGCACCAUCACAAGCAUAGUAACCUCCAGUAACGUGAAUGGGACGCUGCCCGAGUAUCGAGACAGGAUCACCCUCUUCAGCGAUACGGGAUCUCUGGAGCUGAGGAACGUGACGAUGAGAGACACUGGAGAUUACAGAGUCACCAUCAUACCGGCGGGUGGAUCUCAGCAGAGAGGGAACUGCAAACUGGACGUGCACGAACUGAUCUCAAACGUAGUCUUAAUUCCGAGCGACACAGAUCUGUUGGAGUUCAGCAGCCGUGUCACUAUGUCCUGCUCCACCACCACCGGUUCCGGUCUCUCUUUCCUCUGGCUGAACGGUAGCGCCGAGAUCACGGCCGGCGGCAGAGUUCAGAUCACCGACGGAGGCUCUAAGCUCACCAUAACCCGCGUAACCCGCUACGACCAGGGACCAUACAGGUGUCGCGUCUUCAACGUGAUCAGCAGUGGCACCAGCGACCCAGUCAAUCUCUAUAUUAGCUAUGGCCCUGAAAACCUCCUUGUGACAACAUCUCCAAAACUAGAAUACUACGAAGUAGGAUCCAACAUCGAGCUGUCCUGCUCCGCUGGAUCCAGACCUCCCGCAGUGUACCGAUGGUUGUUCAAAGGAGACCCGUUGCCCGCUUCUGGGCCUGAGCUCAGACUGAGGAACGUUCAAGAAAGUCAAAGUGGGAACUACCGCUGUCAAGCCUACAACAACAAAACACUGACGGCUAAAACUCAGCGCACAACAAUAACUAUUCUGGCAUCAGUUUCCAAAGUGGAGGUCAAGACUAACACUACAGAAAUGUUUGAACUCACCGGUCCUGUCAGUCUGUCCUGCUCCUCCACUGGGUCCUCGCCAUCUUUCCGCUGGAUAAACGGCACCUCGGAGGUUACAGAAAACGAGAGAGUUCAGAUCACCAAGCGAGGCUCCGUGCUCACCGUCAUCACCAUGACCCGCUACGAUCUGGGACCCUUUCGGUGUCACGUGUUCAACCUCAUCAGCAACGGCACUAGCGAUCCGGUGGUCUUCUCCGUUUACUAUGGACCAGAGAAUAUUAACUUGACAAGAUUUCCGUCUCAAGAACAUUACGAUGAAGGUUCAGACGUUGCCCUCACGUGUUUGGUGGUCUCGGGUCCUCCACCGCAGUUGCGGUGGUUCCAAAACGGAGACCUAUUGUCGCACACUGGACCGGAACUGAGGCUGAUGAACAUGCAGUUGCAUCAGAGUGGAAACUACAGCUGUCAGGCCUUCAAUAACAAAACUCUGAGGAACCAAACGUCAGAGCCUGUCAUUAUAGCAGUGAAAAGAUCAGAAAUCUCCAAUGUGGUGAUUAUACCCACCAGCACGGACGUGAUAGAGCUCACCACAUCGGUCAGUCUCUCCUGCUCCUCUGCUGGAUCGUUCCCCACAUUUGUUUGGCAUAACGGCAGCUCCCAGUUGGCAGCCGGCGACCGAGUCGAGAUCGACACCAAAGGCGCUGUCGUCACCAUCCUUAACGUGACGCGCUACGACGAGGGGCCCUUCACGUGUCAUGUCUUCAAUAACUUCAGCAAUGCAUCCAGCACCCCACUGAAACUCUCCAUCAGCUAUGGACCAGAAAGCAUUGAUUUACAGCUAUUUCCAUCACGGGAGUACUUUGAGAGAGGAUCCAACAUCAGUUUGUCUUGCUCAGCUGCAUCCAGACCCCCUGCCCUGUUUCAAUGGUCCCUCAAUGGAGACACGCUAUCCUAUACUGGACCGGAGCUCAAACUGGUGAACGUUCAGGAGAAUCAAAGUGGAAACUACAGCUGCCGGGCUUUUAACGGCAAAACCGGGAAAUCUCAAACAACAAAGCCAUCAGCCAUGUUUAUACAGACACCAGUUUCCAACGUGACUCUUACCUCAAACGUCACUGUCAUGUUUGAGUUCAGCUCCACCACUAUGUCCUGCUACGCUGCCGGAUCCGACCUCUCCUUGGUGUGGUUGAACGGCAGCUCGGAGGUCACAGCCAAUCACAGAGUUCACCUCACUGACGGCGGCGCCACGCUCACGGUAGUCAACGUGACCCGCUACGACCAGGGACCGUUCUGGUGCAACGUGUCCAACGGUGUCAGUAAUGGAUUCAGUCAGCCGUUGCAUCUUUUCAUUCAGUAUGGACCGGACAGCCUGUCCAUUGAAGGCCCGGACUCAGUUUACGCUGGACGACACGCGAUGCUUCUCUGUUCCGCCUCGUCGCUACCGACGGCGAGCUUCAUCUGGCUUUUUAACGGAAAUCCCACCGGUGUGCAAACAGCCGCGUACGUCAUCUCUUCAAGUCAGAGCUUGGAUGCUGGGAAGUACGUUUGCACGGCCCAAAAUGCUGUCACUGGACAGAGUGUGACAGGAAGCCACGACUUAGCUGUUUUGGCAAUCCCUAACUGCGAUUACUCGAAGGCCAUCGGAAUCGCUGCCGGCAUCACAGCCGGCUGUUUUAUUCUCAUCGCCAUAGUGAUUGGAUUGAUUGUGUGGGGUCUCAGAAGAAGGAAAAGACACAGCAGCGGAUAUCCAACACUCAAAAGAGAGCGAAAGAGUGUGAGGGUGAAGCACUCGGAAAUGUACAAGAUCUCAAGUAGAACUCAGAGUGACCAUUAGCCUGCUUCGUUCCCAGAAGAGGAAUGAUGAAGCACAACUAAGAAGUCCUCCACAUC